Molecule: messenger RNA, 2617 nt
Organism: Xenopus tropicalis (tropical clawed frog)
Lineage: Eukaryota; Metazoa; Chordata; Amphibia; Anura; Pipidae
Gene: itpkc
Product: inositol-trisphosphate 3-kinase C
Biological process (GO): inositol phosphate biosynthetic process
Molecular function (GO): inositol-1,4,5-trisphosphate 3-kinase activity; kinase activity
Source: RefSeq, marked provisional
CACGGAGCGGAGAGGAUCUCACAGCAGUACAGAUGUGAUUACAUUUUGAAGAGGUAAAACAAGAUUUCUACCAUUGUAUUCCGGGCACUAUGCAUUUAUUGGAGGGGGGCAUAUAAUUCUAUGAGAUGAGGAUGACACAAUAUGUCCCUUUUAAGGGAAGGACUGCUGCAUCAGAUUGCUUGGGAAUAGUGGCACACAGAGAUGACAGCUCUGAGACUUCUUGGUCAGAGAAUGUUCACCAAACAAGACAAAACUCUCAGCCCCUUCAUCUUCCAAUUAAACAGCAAUGGACUGGUGAUACAUGUGCUACUGAGCUUAAACUGACUGUUACUCCUCCAACACCAGACACUACACCUGAUUCAGAACAGAAAGGCUUUUCCACCAAUGAUCAGUCUUUUCACAAAAAAGGUGCCCCACUUGGUUCCUCCCUCCAGAAAGAAAUGUAUUGUGCAGAGACCUCAGAUUCUCCUAACUAUCCAAUUCCUAGGCUCAUAAUAACACAGGAUUGUAGCCCCAACAGCUGCCUUUCCUUCACUUCUCCUCCACUGCCUGAGACCACCAGUGUUUUGGACAUACCCCUAUCCAGGGAAGCAGAAUCUCCAUGUUCUGAUAGUGGCUGUGGUGGAUCCCCAGUACCUUCUCUUUUUCUACGUAAACUCUCCAGCUCAUCUGGCCUUUCUUCUGCUUCAUCCUUUGAAGAGUCUGAAGAUGACUUUGGUGGCAGUGACAUGGAACCCAAUGGACUGCAUUACCUUCUUUGUAGUCCAGAAGACCAGGGAGUUCCAAGCAAGUCCUGGAAGAAGCUGAAGAACAUGGUCCAUUGGUCACCGUUUGUGGUGUCCUUCAAGAAGCAGUACCCAUGGAUCCAGUUGGCUGGACAUGCAGGUAAUUUUAAGGCCGGAGAAUAUGGGAAAAUACUAAAGAAAUUCUGCGAGAGUGAGCAACAGUGUUUGGUGGGGCUGAACCGGGAUAUCCUGCGGCCCUUUGUCCCAGGCUACUAUGGGGUGGUGGAGAAAGAAGGCGAGAAUUACAACCAAAUGGAAGACCUUUUGUCUGAGUUUGACUCUCCAUCUAUUAUGGACUGCAAAAUGGGUGUAAGGACAUAUUUGGAAGAGGAACUAGUAAAGGCUCGGGAAAAGCCCAAGCUGAGAAAAGACAUGUAUGAGAAGAUGAUUGCUGUUGAUCCCAAUGCACCCACUGAAGAGGAGCACAGACAGAAGGCCAUUUUAAAGCCACGAUACAUGCAGUGGAGAGAGACUCUUAGCUCCACUGCUACUAUGGGCUUUCGAAUAGAAGGCAUCAAGAGAGCAGAUGGGUCAUGUGACACAAACUUUAAGAAAACACGGCACAAGGAGCAAGUUAUUAAUGCUCUGAGAGACUUUGUGGACGGAAAUAAGAAUAUUUUAAGAAAAUAUCUGGUGCGAUUAAAAGAGCUUAGAACUGCGCUGGAGAAAUCUGAGUUUUUUAAAUCACAUGAGGUUGUUGGAAGCUCCCUUCUGUUUGUCCAUGAUUCCUCAGAGCAAGCAAAGGUGUGGAUGAUUGACUUUGGGAAGACUGUUCGACUCCCUUGUACACAGAUGUUAAACCAUCGUUCACCCUGGGUGGAGGGAAACCGUGAGGAUGGAUACCUGUGGGGGUUAGACAAUUUGAUAAACAUUUUUACUGAAAUGGUGCAGGAAUAGACAUUAACUCUUGCCUUCUUAAACUGGAAAUGAUCCACACAAUGGUAUACACGGACCCUUAUUUGCUUGUCAGAAUGUGGACUAGAGCCUUCCCAAAACACUUACAGAGAAGGCAGCUGGCAGGCAAGUCACGUGGAUCUCUUAUUCUCAGCCCAGGGGACUGGAGCAACAAGCAAAGACAAGAUUUUUCUGGAAUGCAUUUUUAGGUGUUUUAUAAUGUUCUAUUUAUGCCUGUAUAUUCUCAAGAGAACACAACACUGGAUAGAUUGUACCUACAGUACAGUUUUAAAGCUUUUUGUUAAACAGGAUUCAGAGCUUUUUUUUUUUAAUGUAUAUUUUUAUUACUGCAACCAAAUAUGAAUCUCUGAUUUAUGCUGUAUUUUAUUAUAUCAUGUUUUUAAUGGUUCAACUUUAUAAUUGGGAGGAAGGGUGGCAUAGACUUUUUUUUUUUUAUUUAACAAUGUACAGUGGAAGCGGAGUUUUUAUUGUUUUUUUUUUUUGUUAUAAUAUUUGUUUCCAUGCUUAACCAAAGAGAGUAUACAAAUUACAGAUGGACAGCAAUAAACCCUCUUCCAUGUUGUCCUGGGGUGUGAUGAACAACACAGAUGGAUAGUGAAAACAACUGGCAUUGUGGGCUGAUACUGAGUAUGUGAGAUCAAACCUUAUUGGAAUGGUAGAAUGCUCUUCUCUAAGUCAUCCUAUUCUACAGAAAUAGCCAGCUUGGGGUGGCUCUCAAGAGGUGGCUGAGUAACAGCUAUCUGAGAAGGUUGGAAUUCAGCACCAGCUUGAGAAUAACAGGAAAGCCAUCUCAAUAUUCCUGUACUGCUCACAGCUGUCUGGUUCCCAUGCCAGUACAUAGCUGCCAGAUGGAUUAUAGUGCAGUACAAUUGGAACUUACUGAUUUCACUGAAUAAAAUCCACAAAAACAGCAUUCA